CAACGUCAGUACAGCAAUAAAACAGUAGUAUUUUUCAUAAAUGUAUAUUCAUUAUCCCCUUGACAACCUUCCCACAUCAUUCUACUUCAAUAUACAUGCGCUGGACAACAAGGAAAAUGCGUCUCUCCCUGUCAUCACUUCAACAACAACUUCAGCAACAAUUGAUAGCCUGGUGGUGUUUAUGAAGUCUCGGAAAGCUCCUUCUUCCUGGUGUGUUACUGAGCACCAGAAUGGCAUUGAUCUCUGCAAAUUGGAGCCAACAUUCGUAAAUGGCCAUAAAUCCUGUAGGACAGUGACAGUGUCUAAUACCCUUAGUGUGCAUGUGACACACAAUGGUUCUCCAGUAAGCCUAGAAAACACAGGUAUUCCGGAUCAGAUAAGCAGUAUCCAGGACUUUGAGUAUGCGCUGUCAAGGAUCAGUUGUAUGACAGCGUGUGAUGGGCUACGAGGUGAGAUCUACACCGAGACCAAGUACCCCGCUGUUAGAGCAGUGGUAGAGACAGUUCGUGAGGGACAAGGGGAGCCGCAACAACUCUUGCGAUCAGUGGAGUGUAGCCAGCUGCUGCUCGCCCCAUCAGGCGCCAAGGUCGUCCGCUGCACCAAAUGUAACAAUGUACGAUCUGCAGUAAAGCAGGCAAGAUGGCGUCGUGAACACCUGAAGGAACAGUCGGGUGAUGACUGCCAGACCCCUGGAAAAAGAACGCAUUGGGAUUACCUUACUGACGAGCAAAAGAAAGAAAAGUAUGACACAAUGAAGAACAAACGAGUGAGAGCAGACGAGAGAGCGACAUAUCACAAGGGACGGUAUGACACUUUGAAAGAUAGCGUGCGUCUGACGGUGGAAGAUAACAGAGACAUGACAGAAAUAUUCAGGAAGAUGGACCGAGAUGUCACUAAACUAUUCCCGAAUGAUGAACGAAGACAACUGCUGUGGAAAAUCCAGAAAGAUCAUGUAACCAACAAGCGGAACCAGUGGAAUACAGAGUUCCUGGAUGUCUGUCUCCAACUGUGGCAGCGCAGUAAGCAAGGUUAUGCAGACAUGAAGGACAGCGGGUUCCUGACAAUGCCAUCGGAACGGCUCCUACAGUACAAGAAGAACACCGUGAACCAGAGACCUGGACUCCAUACAGAGGUCUUCCAGUGGAUGGCCAAGGAGGCAGAACAACAAGGGGUGACGGGAAGGGGACGCCACGGAUUAGUUGUGUUUGAUGAGAUGAAAGUACAGGGAAGUGUCCAGCUGAGGAGAGUUGGCGACGAGUUUGAAAUCGCAGGAUUAGUCGACAUGGGGGAGGGGGACUUCUAUCGCAGUAUGCAGGCGCUACAAACAGCAGGGGAACAAAAGGCAGAAAUGGCGACACAUGUCUUUCAGGUCGCGUUCAAGGGGUGCGAGGGAUUCUUCUUCCCAUUUGCCUGGUUCCCGACCACAGAAAUAGCGCCUAUCAACAUUUUCCAGUGUCACUGGGAUAGUGUAUUCCACCUCCAACAGCAUGGCUUCUUCUCACAUGCCUGUCUGUGUGAUGGAGGACAGGCCAACCGAGACUUUAUAAUGGGUCACUUUGGCUCGAAAGAUGACGCCAUAAGAGAAAGGUUCAGUGUCAAGAACAUGUACGGGGAGGGAAGGUACUCCUUCAUCAUGGACCCACCACACAACAUCAAGAAGCUCAGGAACAACCUGGAGAAAAGUACGCUAGGAGGAACAGCUCGGUGUUUUAAAACGAAAAGUAAGAACAUCCUGUGGGCACAUCUUAAGGAGGCAUACCUCCACGAUAAGACGAAUGCAAGGGCACCAGUGACAUCCUGCAGGAUUAAAGACGGCCACUUCCAGCUGACCCCAGCCACACGCAUGAGGAAUCACCUGGCCUCGGAUAUCUUCAGCGAUGACAUGCUGGAGUUGUUGGAUAACUACCAGGACUUUAAAAGGCAAAAGGGGGAUGCCGAUUCGAUGAGCAUGACCAUUCAGUACGUCACGGCAGCAAAUAUCUUCGUGAAGACAUUUGCCAACAAAAAGCCAAUACGGAAUAUGGAUGACCCAAGGCUCGUGCAACUGGACGGAGCUCUCCAGUGGUUUCUGGACUGGAAAGAAGAAGUUGACGAGGGAGUGUUCCAAACGACAAAGGAGAGAAACCAAGCGUACAUUUCCGAGAAGCUCCACUUCGACCUGUGCUCCAUGGUCAUGGGAUACAGGUCGUACGUGCAGACCAUGUCAACACUGUUUCCAGGGAUGGGGAUGAUAUCUGCAUCCACGAAUCAGGACGCACUGGAAAACAUGUUUGGAUGCGUGCGCGCAUCCAACGGCAGCAACACUAACCCUACUAUUCUACAGUAUGGCCCAUCAGUAAACGGGUACAUUCAUUGCCGAAGCUUCAAGAUCCGGAACGGGAACUCUUUGAGGAAGUGAUAUAUAAGCACUCGACCCACAUUAGUGAUUUACGAGCGAGUAUUUCACAUAUCAGAUACUAGCAUAUUACGUUAUUUAUGAUGUCAUUUGUACAUACAUAUUACUUUAUUUAGUAGAUAUUGUGUGUAUAUUUUUACUUAGAACGAUAGUCAAUUUAACUUGCUCUUUCUCUUGAACGUGCUGUGUCAUCUUUUAAUAUUGAUGGCACCAAAAUGUAUAUAAGCACUCGACCCACAUUAGUGAUUUACGAGCGAGUAUUUCACUUAUCAGAUACUAGCAUAUUACGUUAUUUAUGAUGUCAUUUGUACAUACAUAUUACUUUAUUUAGUAGAUAUUGUGUGUAUAUUUUUACUUAGAACGAUAGUCAAUUUAACUUGUUCUUUCUCUUGAACGUGCUGUGCCAUCUUUUAAUCUGUGAUGGCAGGACCCCAAACUGGUUAGCCCUUGCUUGGUGCAGAGGGACUGGGUUACCCUUUAGGUGAUCAUCUUUCAAAAUCCUAAGCUGUUCAUCAGUUGGGCAAAAUCGUUGGGCCCGCUGUCGCGAGUUCUCCCUACUCUGUGUAUGAUCUGUACUAUUGAUUGAUGAAGUGCC
Branchiostoma belcheri (Belcher's lancelet) is the source of this 2990-nucleotide messenger RNA. RefSeq lists its product as uncharacterized. Lineage: Eukaryota; Metazoa; Chordata; Leptocardii; Amphioxiformes; Branchiostomatidae. The coding region runs from base 41 to 2398 and encodes 785 amino acids. The transcript is spliced from 8 exons. The record is from RefSeq and is a predicted model, not a curated record.